Delphinapterus leucas (beluga whale) is the source of this 453-nucleotide messenger RNA. The record is from RefSeq and is a predicted model, not a curated record. Lineage: Eukaryota; Metazoa; Chordata; Mammalia; Artiodactyla; Monodontidae.
CGUGUGGGCCCCGUGUCCACCGUGGGCGUGACCGCCCCUAAAGAGGAGCCCCCUGCCAGCCCCCCUUUGAAGCCACAGCUGGGAGAACUGACUGUGACGGACGCCACCCAUGACUCCCUGAGCCUCUUCUGGAACGUCCCCGAGGGCCAGUUUGACCACUUUCUGGUCCAGUACAAGAACGGGGACGGGCAGCCCAAGGCGGUGAGGGUGCCAGGGCACCAGGACGGGGUCACCAUCUCGGGCCUGGAGCCAGACCACAAGUACAAGAUGAACCUGUACGGCUUCCACAGCGGCCAGCGCGUGGGCCCUGUCUCCACUGUCGGUUUAACUGCCUCAGAAAAAGACCAAGAAAUGACCCCAGCCCCAACAGACCUGCCCACCACAGCCCCCAAGCCUCCCGUCAAGCCGCACCUGGGGGAGCUGGCAGUGACAGACGCCACCCCCGAAUCCCUG